Messenger RNA from Myotis davidii, 539 nucleotides. RefSeq names its product SUB1 homolog, transcriptional regulator (gene SUB1). Gene Ontology annotation, cellular component: transcription regulator complex; nucleus. Lineage: Eukaryota; Metazoa; Chordata; Mammalia; Chiroptera; Vespertilionidae. Bases 2 to 385 code for a protein of 127 amino acids. Gene Ontology annotation, biological process: positive regulation of transcription initiation by RNA polymerase II. The transcript is spliced from 4 exons. The record is from RefSeq and is a predicted model, not a curated record. Gene Ontology annotation, molecular function: transcription coactivator activity; DNA binding.
AAUGCCUAAAUCAAAGGAACUUGUUUCUUCAAGCUCUUCUGGCAGCGAUUCUGACAGUGAAGUUGACAAAAAGUUAAAGAGGAAAAAGCAAGUUGCUUCAGAAAAGCCUGUAAAGAAGCAAAAGACUGGUGAGACUUCAAGAGCCCUGUCGUCUGCUAAACAGAGCAGCAGCAGCAGGGAUGACAACAUGUUCCAGAUUGGGAAAAUGAGGUACGUCAGCGUACGGGACUUUAAAGGAAAAGUCCUAAUUGAUAUUAGAGAAUAUUGGAUGGAUCAAGAAGGUGAAAUGAAACCAGGAAGAAAAGGUAUUUCCUUAAACCCUGAGCAAUGGAGCCAGCUGAAGGAACAGAUUUCUGACAUUGACGAUGCAGUGAGAAAACUGUAAAAUCUGAGCCAUAUAAACCUGUACUGUCCUAGUUGUUUUAACCUGUCUUUUUACAUUGGCUUUGUUUUUUAAAUGUUGUUUUCCAGGCUGUUGUAUAUUUGGAUUGCAGAACAAUUUGUAAGAAUACUUUUUUUUUUUUUUUUAUGUUUUUAAA